Messenger RNA from Ostrinia furnacalis (Asian corn borer), 6272 nucleotides. RefSeq names its product nuclear factor of activated T cells 3 (gene NFAT). The record is from RefSeq and is a predicted model, not a curated record. The coding region runs from base 3 to 3125 and encodes 1040 amino acids. The transcript is spliced from 15 exons. Gene Ontology annotation, molecular function: RNA polymerase II cis-regulatory region sequence-specific DNA binding; DNA-binding transcription factor activity, RNA polymerase II-specific; transcription factor binding. NCBI's taxonomy places the organism in Eukaryota, Metazoa, Arthropoda, Insecta, Lepidoptera, Crambidae. Gene Ontology annotation, cellular component: transcription regulator complex. Gene Ontology annotation, biological process: regulation of transcription by RNA polymerase II.
GCAUGAAAAUGACCACUUCCACGACAGCGACAAUGAGCGCGCGCGUACACAGAAAAGUGAUAAGGGCCCCCCAUAAACGCGCGCACCCGGGCAAGACGCCGCACUCAGGCAAAAUGCUCCACGCGGGCAAACUGCACCCGGGAAAGAUCAACCCGGGCAAACUCGCCCACCCGGGGAAGCUCGCCCACCCGGGCAAAUUCGCCCACUUAGGCAAAUUCGGGAAACUCGCGCACUAUGCACAGACACACUCUCUGAGGCCGCCCGAGCCUUGCGAGAACAGUAACGACAGCGGCCUCGGGCCUGACCCAGUCAACAGAUCAACAGAAACUUUGGAGGAUUGGGACCACCCGGAUUCCAAACGACGCCGGGGCCAGAGCGAGUCAGGGGUUAAGGUUGAGUGCGACGAUGCGAACGACGCGUACGCGUUCGCGCCGCCCGCGCAUGCGCCUCCGACCGCGACCGCGACCGCGCCCGCGACCGCGCCCGCGACAGCGCCCGCGCUCGCGCCGCUCGACGCGCCGGACCAGCUAGCGCCCGCUCCCAUUCUCCCGGCUCCUGUAAUAAGAGCAGGCUGCAGCAUAUCUAGUCCAAACGUAACAGAAACACCGGGUAAACGGUUUCAAGAUCCGUAUAGAUCUUGCGGAAAGCUUGGUGGGGGAAAGUUGGCGAACAAGUACGCCGGCGGUGGGAAACUGUCCGGCGCGGGGGGUAAACUAGGGGGGAAAUUGGCGGGCAAGCUGGGGGGGAAAUACGGGGGCAAGCUGGCGCAGGCUCUGGCCAGGCGGCGGCUGGCGGCCAUGUCGCACUCGGGCCCGCCGGGGCUGGCCGCGCCGCUCACCAGCCGCUCCAGGGAUGGACAGGUGGAGCUACAGAUUCUGUGCCAGCCGGAGACGCAGCACAGAGCGAGAUAUCAGACUGAAGGCAGCCGAGGCGCUGUCAAAGACAACUCCGGGAAUGGUUUCCCAAUAGUCAAAUUAGUAGGAUACGAUAAACCAGCAGUUUUACAGGUGUUCAUAGGAACUGACACGGGCCGCGUAGCACCGCACAUGUUCUACCAGGCUUGCCGCGUGUCGGGCAAGAACUCCACGCCCUGCAAGGAGCGUAAGGAGGACGGCACCGUCGUCAUCGAGAUCGACCUGGAGCCCACGAAGAACUGGCAGGUCACCUGCGACUGCGUGGGCAUACUCAAGGAACGGAAUGUGGACGUGGAGCAUCGGUUCGGCGAGUCGCUAGGAGGGGGAGCGCACGUGUCUCGAGGGAAGAAGAAGUCCACUCGUUGCCGCAUGGUGUUCCGCACCGAAAUCGUGUCGGCGGCCGGCCAGCGGGAGACGCUGCAGGUCUGCUCCACGCAAAUCAUCUGCACUCAACCGCCAGGGGUACCAGAAGUGUGCCGCAAGUCCCUGGUCUCUUGUCCAGCGAACGGAGGCUUGGAACUCUACCUGUUAGGGAAGAACUUUCUCAAAGAGACGCGCGUGGUCUUCAGCCAGAAGCAGGAAGGCCGCAGCGUGUGGGAGGAAGAGGUGGUACCUGACAAAGAGUUCUUGCAACAGACGCAUCUAGUAUGCUGCGUGCCGCCAUACGCUCGCCAGGACAUCGCUGAGGCGGUAAUGGUGCAGCUAUUCGUGCGGUCAGGCGGCAAGGCGUCCGAGUCACACGCCUUCUACUACACCCCUCGCACCGCCGGCCCGAUCCACUGCACACGUCACGCACAAGGUGAGGAGAGGGAACGCGAACGCCCCCUAGUGGGUUGGGGAGGAAUGAUGCCCCCUCCGUCGUUACCCGUCCGCCGACCUUCGUUGCUGAUGCCCGAUCAUGAGCCCGUGGGGCUCAAGAGCGAGGUGGCGGACGAGUCGAGCCAGCACUCGCUGGAGCACGGCGAGUCGUCGUGCGGGCCGGACGGGCCCGAGCCGGCCGCGGGCCAGAUGCUCGCCGACGACCUCAAGGUCGUGGACCUCCGGCUGAAGUCCGAGACCAUCGCCAGGGACCCCCAGACUCAGGUGAGCUACGGCUACGACGCCAUAAAGAUGUCGCCGACUACGCCCGGGCAGAGCGAGCCGCCGUCGCCGCUGGCGUCGUUCACGCAGCAGCUGCAGGCCAUCCAGAACCAGGUGCAGACGGACAAGAUGGUGGAGACGGUGACCGCCGCGAUAUUCAACUCGGACGACAACGCGGGCCAGAUCUACCCGCCGAUGAUGCAGGCGAUGGACCCGAUGCGGCAGCUGAUCUCGGCGAAGACGCAGAUCGACAUCCAGCCCGAUAUGAAGGUGUUGAACCCAGAGUUGAUGAUCACGGACACGUCGAUGCAGGCAACCGUGAUGCCGUCCGAGCAGCGCAUGAUGGUUUACAACACGGCGCGCCCGGACGAGACCUUCAACCCUUUCGGCGCCAUGACCAAGAUGGAGAUGGAGUCGAAUCAGAUCGAGAGGCGGCUGGCGCGGCAAAGCGCGCACAUGGAAGCAUUGGUAGAAGACGCCAUGAAGGCGACGGCGGCGAUGUUGCCCGCGGACGCUGCCAAACUGGACGAGCUGGUGAACUCGCGCGUGGACGACCUGUCGGGCAGCUCGCCCGCCAGCCGCAGCCCCGCCGCGCCGCCGCUCGCCGCCGCCAUCCCGCCCGACGUCAUCCUCGACCCGCAGGUGUCGCCGAGCAUGCUGUGCGACAACAAUCAGCGCAUGGGUCUUCCCGCGACGACGUCGCAGGAGGAGUUGAUGAUGCUGCCAGAACAGGUGCAGCUGACAUCGGUGAAGACGCCGCCCGCGGCCGUCAAGUCCAUGAUCCUGAACGCAGCGGCUGAAAUCCUGACGUCAGACACCACCAUGAAUGCACUCGUCACGUCCGCCAUCAACACGGCGAAUAUUCUCACGACGGGGACUGAGAACGCGGCUGGCGGCGUCAUGCAGACAACAGACGCGCAGCCCCCCGCGGAGCAGCCGGGCGAGACUCCGCUCGUGGCCAUGUCUCAGGCAGUCUCACAGGCCGUGACGCAGGCGGUCUCGCAGGCCGUCUCGCAGGCUGUCUCGCAGGCUGUCUCCCAGGAGAUGACCGCGCCUGUACAGGGGCUCACCGAUAUGAGCGAUCAGGAUCUCCUACAGUAUAUCAACCCCAGCACGUUUGAUACCGUGUGAGCGCCGCCUGCCCGGGUCGCUUAGUGCUAAAGACUAUGCCUAGUAGAAGCAUUUCAGUGCGGUGUUGUGGGCUCAAAGCAGAUUUUAUGUGAAUUUUUAAUGGAUGUUACUGCCUGUUAUAGACUUAUGGAACUGUAGAACGUAUAAUCUCUGUUAGAUGAGUGAUUAUUCAGUUGUAUGUCUAUGAAUUUGUUUUAUGAUUCUCAUACAUAUAAAGUGUUUGUAUUAAGUAACGUAGAGACGUCAAUUAUUUCAUGAUGUGAGUCAGUAUUACAGGGCUAAAUUUACGCAUCUCGCACGGGGUUGCUACUGCGACCGUUAAUAUCAAUGUUUACGACAUUCUUUUGAAAAGUAUUUCAACCCUGUGCAAAGAAAUAGAGGAAUGUAUUUUCGAAAAAUAUUAUCUUACGAACUCUUUUUUUAUUUACAAAAAAUAUGGAGACGUGUAUAAUCGUAAUAUUCUAUAUUUCGAAUUGUAUCUUGUAAAUAGAUAGCUUUGUAUUUAUGUUGUUUAGUGUUAGUGGUAAGAGGCAGUGGCUGCGAUGGGUGGACAGAUGGUAUCCAUAACUUGUAUUUAUUCUUAUUUCUCUCCUAUCCUUUUUAUAAUUUCUUGCACAAAUAUUAUAAAAAAAUAUCAAACGGUGCUAACUGAUAACUUGUCACGUGCGUGCAAUUUUAUAUUUUUUCCUAAUAUUUCUAUACUUCUCUGUUCUUUCCUAAGUUUUUCGCCAGGGUCUAAUUUAUUAUUGUUCGAACCUGCCGAAGCCACUGGUACUAUUAGACAAACUUCUAUUGCAACUCACAAGCAUAAAGAUGAGUCUCAUAUUUAUAGUCUUCAUUUCGUGGCCAUAGACACUUCAGAGCGAUACAGUCGUAAGCACAUCAACUUUCCAAAAAUUUACACUUUUCAAUUGAUUUUGAACCUUGAUGCUAUAGCAUAACGUUCAAAACCCAAUGCGCAAGUUGAUUUGCUAACGAACGUACAGUCAGCCGCAUUAAUAACUUCAAUUAAGUCUACUAUCACGUUUUUACGAAAUAUUAAUGAUAAUUAUCAUUUGAAUUGUAUAAACGACUGAUUUAUAACGUGAGUUGCAAAAGUCAAUUUGUUCGUUGUAUAAUAUGAUUGUGAUAUAUAAAAUAUUAUUACUGUUCGCAUAGUAGCUAAUUUUAUAUGUUUAAGAAAAACUGUACUGAUGUGAUGUUAGAGCAAAGAUUUCUAAAAAAGUAUGUUAAACGUUAUUAUAAUGAAGUUCAUUUUUUAUAGGAAAAAAUCGAAUGCUACAUAUUUAAAUGUGCCAUUUACUACGUAUAAUCCUAGAAUAGAUGUUAUGUCAAAUCAUAUCGUACAAGGUAUCACGGACAUAUGAUUUUUGGCCGACAUCCGACCGGCAAAUGCGUGCCUUGAAAGUACUAUCCCCGACCACAAUUAUCUAUUAAAUAUACAGUAUUUAAAUCAGGGACCACAUUGAACGAAACAUUUGUAAUAACUUCUUCAUUAAUAGGAACAAGCCAAAUACAUGCCUACUGGUGAAUUAUUAGCAUGUAACGGUCUACUGACCAAUGACGAAUGAUCUUAGUAAAGAUAAAUACAAUUCGGCGAUGUCUAAAGGUACAGUCAGGCACGUAUUAUGGAACGACACUCAAUACUCGAUUCAAACUAGCCUAAAUUCAAGCCUGUAAUUUAAUUUCUACCAACCACAGGCUUCAAUCCUACAUUUUGAGUCGUUCCAUAAUACGGCCCUAAAAGCGUAGAUUACUUUUCGAUAUUUAUUAUUUAUUUAUUCGAAUCCAUUUGCUAGUGCAUUUUACUAUUAUUUAAUAAUUAUUUUUAGUUACAUUAUGUAUCCAACUGUACCGCUAGACGUAUUAGCGCAUCUUCGAUGUAGUUGAACCAUGUUUCAAAUAAACGAAUUUAGAUAUGUUACAAAAACAUACAUCACAAUAUAGUAAGUUAGUCUUCCUCGCAUAAUAUAGAACAUGAUUAUCUUGAAAAAAAUUACUGCCUGGCGACUGGUGUGUAUUAAAAAUUUAUUUUUGUAAAACAACAUGAUUUUUAUUAUAAUAGUUUUUAAACAACUUUUAGUUAUACAAAGAAUAGAUUUUAUUGAAUUUGUAUUUAUACGAAUAUACAUUUUGAUAUGUUUACGCUGUAGUCUUCAGAAUAAUAUAUUUUGAUAAUUUUGUUUAGAAUUUUGAUAAAAAUAUUUAAAAGAGACCAUAGAAUAGCAUUAUAUUUGUAUGAUGUAAAUAAAUGAGGUUAUAGUGCGACAAUGUAAAUUUUUGUUGAAAUUUAACUUUAUUUUAUCUGUGGAACCGCACAAUGACUUUGGAAUAGUUAAGUUGAAUCAUUUACCGUCCAUUAGAAAUUACCAAAUUGUUUGCGACCUCUCAUUUGUAUAAAAUAUUUCAUUGUGAAGACAAUGUGAACAUAGCUAAAUCAAUUCGAAGAAAUAAACAAAAAUGUAUUGAUAUUCUUUAAUCAGGUCAAGUUAUAAAUAUGAAUGUUUUGGUCCUUAAGACAAUGCAACAAGGUCCAAUCUACCACUGCCCGUUUUAAGGAAAUAUCAUAGACAAUGUACAGUACACACAUAAAAUAUCAUAAUGUAUAACAACGUGCCAGUAAUCAUUCCUUUUAUUAUUUAUUUUCAUGGAAUUGUGCAAGGUAAAACUAAAUUGACUCUCCAAGUGAUAGUUACUUGUGUUUUAUAUUUAGACGCGAGAGGAGCCAUCGGCUGAAGACAUCAUUUACAUGGUGUGUCGUGUCUUUACUAUUUCGCCAACUUUAUCUUUACUAUGACUGAACAUAGCAUGUCAAAAAGCCUAUGUUUAUUGCAAAAAGGCUACUAAUAUACAUACAACGAGUGUAAUUUUAUUAAAUGUAGUGUAUACUUGUAAGUGUAUUUAUGACCUUUUGAAAAUAACUUACAAAAUCGUGUGUAAUAUUCCCGACACUAUUUAGUGGGCUCUUUAUGCUGCCGGCUGUACAAUGAGGAUGUAUUGUGUAUGGUGUAUGAGGACAUUUGUAUGUACUAUUGUAUAGAUCUCUAGUCGAUCUAAAUCAUUCAAUGCAACUUGCCGAGAGGUUAUAAUGAAGAUUAUGUAUGUUAUUUGUUUUAAUGUAAGUAAUUAAUUAAAUGUUAUGAAAAA